Messenger RNA from Calidris pugnax (ruff), 368 nucleotides. RefSeq names its product folate receptor alpha-like. Gene Ontology annotation, molecular function: signaling receptor activity. Gene Ontology annotation, cellular component: external side of plasma membrane. Lineage: Eukaryota; Metazoa; Chordata; Aves; Charadriiformes; Scolopacidae. The record is from RefSeq and is a predicted model, not a curated record. The annotation marks the transcript as partial. The transcript has 2 exons.
GGCAGCGUGUCCCCGUUGGCAGGGUCACGGUAGCCAUGUGGGCUCUCCUGGUGGCCACCAUGGUGGUCAUCACCACCACCACCACCGUGGUGGUGGCCAAGGACUCCAAACUCAACGUCUGCAUGGACGCCAAGCACCACAAGAAGGAACCCGGCCCCGAGGGGCAGCUCUACGGGCAGUGUGUCCUCUGGAAGGAGAACGCCUGCUGCACGGCCAACACCAGUAUGGAAGCCCACCAAGACCAGUCCUACCUCUACAACUUCAACUGGGACCACUGCGGGGUGAUGCCGGAGAAGUGCAAGCGUCACUUCAUCCAGGACACCUGUCUCUACGAGUGCUCCCCCAACCUGGGACCUUGGAUUGACCAG